Messenger RNA from Ochlerotatus camptorhynchus, 1869 nucleotides. Its product is annotated as glucose dehydrogenase [FAD, quinone]-like. The transcript is spliced from 2 exons. Gene Ontology annotation, molecular function: flavin adenine dinucleotide binding; oxidoreductase activity, acting on CH-OH group of donors. NCBI's taxonomy places the organism in Eukaryota, Metazoa, Arthropoda, Insecta, Diptera, Culicidae. The record is from RefSeq and is a predicted model, not a curated record. The coding region runs from base 1 to 1869 and encodes 622 amino acids.
AUGUCAUAUGCUUGGCGGUGUGUCGCAUUAUUGAGUGUUACAUUUUUCGCAGAGUCGGUCAAGGCCGAUAGUGUAAAUGAUAAUAAUCGGACGCUUGGAAAUGUCAUUGACUUCAGCCAGUGGCUUGGACUGGACUAUGGUGACCCGGAACCAAAAUUGUUGAAAUUGUACGAUUUCAUUGUGGUUGGAGCGGGUCCUGCCGGGAUAGUGGUCGCAAAUCGAUUGAGUGAAAAUCCAUCGGUUACGGUGUUACUUUUAGAAAUUGGUAAAGCGGAAAUUCCAUUGGUUCAACAAAUUCCGGGAAUAUUCUUCGCUCAAGCAGCGACGGAUUACAAUUUUGCCUAUGUGACUGAGAGGCAGAAGAAAGCAUGUCUAGGACUCGUGGAUCAACGUUGUGCGUGGCAUCAAGGGCGGGGUCUAGGUGGAUCGACGAUAAUUAAUGAUAUGCUGUACACUCGUGGAAAUCGGAGGGAUUUUGAUUAUUGGAAUGCAACAGGAAAUCCUGGAUGGAGUUAUGAAGACGUACUUCCGUAUUUCAUUAAAUCAGAAGAUGCGAACAUUCGUGAUUUUGAUAGCAACGGAUUCCAUGGAAAAGAGGGGUACCUACCGGUGGAAGAUGCUACCUACAGAACCCCGAUUGUGAAGGCACUAGUGAAAAGUUCUCAGUUAGUUGGACUUCCGUAUAUUGAUUACAACGGGCCAAACCAGUUUGGUGCAUCUUACGCUCAAUUUACGAUGAAACGAGGUAGAAGAAUGUCAGCAGGAGCAGCAUUCCUGCAACCAAUCAAUAGACGGAAAAAUUUACACGUGCUAACGAAAGCGUGGGUUACUAAAAUUUUAUUCAACAAAAAAUCCAAAGAAGCAGUGGGUGUUUUAUACACCAGAAAUCAAAGUGUUCGUACAGCAAAAGCCAAACGGGAAGUGAUUCUGUCAGGGGGAACUUUCGGUAGUGCAAAACUGUUGAUGCUGUCCGGAGUAGGGCCUAAAAAUCAUCUCGAACGGCUAAAAAUAAAAGUAGUCAAUAAUCUUCCCGUUGGAGAAGAACUCUACGAUCAUCCUGCUGUGCUAGGACCAGUAUUCAUAGCGACAAAUUUGAAUGACCAGCUGAAAAACGCAGAAUCUUUGAUAUCUUUACCUAACAUGUUGAAAUACUCCAUGGGAAAGGGCCCUCUCUCUUCUGCUAUCGCUGAAGGGUUUGUGUACUUCAGAACUCCAGUUGCAAUCUAUCCUGACCCAGAAUGGCCGGAUGUGGAGCUAGUUCAACUGAUAUCCACGCCCGGUGACGAUUACACUCCCGCAACUCGAAGAUACUUCAGACUCAACAACGAAACCUUGGAAAAUUACUUCAAACCCUUGUACAACAAGCGAGCCUUCAUGUACCUUUCUAUCCUAAUGCACUCGACGACAAAAGGCUCACUAAAACUGAAAUCGAAAAAUCCGUACGAUCAUCCACUGUUCAAAUAUCAAUACUUUGAAGACGAUCACGAUCUGCAGGCCCUGGUGUAUGCAAUGAAAGGGGCAAUGAAAAUCACUAGCCAGAAACCCUUCCGUGACUUGGGUGUGAAGCCAUACAAAGCGAAAGUUCCGGGUUGUCAGCACUUUUCGUUCAACACCGACGAGUACUGGCGCUGCUACGCCAUGACCCUGACCUACGUGGGGUAUCACUUUGUCGGCACGUGUAAAAUGGGACCAAUGUCGGAACGCUCAUCAGUCGUGGAUCAUCGAUUGCGGGUUCACGGGAUUCGACGGUUGCGGGUAGUUGAUGUUAGCGUUAUCCCGGUGGCUCCCAGUGGACACACUUCAGCGUACGCUUACAUGAUCGGCGAGAAGGCGGCUGAUAUGAUCAAACAGGAUAACUAUUUGAUGUAA